AUGUGCAUUGAUAACCGCGCACUAAACCGAGUUGCCAUCAAGUCCCGUUACCCCAUCCCGCGAGCCGACGAACUGAUCGACCAACUUUGCACAGCCCGCUUUUUCUGGAAAAUCGACCUUCGAGGAGUUUUCCGCCCGCUUUUAGAUAAGUGUGUCAUCGUUUAUUUAGACGACCUGCUGAUUUACAGCCCGGACAAAGCACAACACAUACAAGAGAUCGAAGCAGUUUUCAAGAUACUGAUUGAAAACUGCCUACUGAGAAAAUCGUCUAAGUGUGAGUUUUUCCAGGACAGAAUGGAGUUGUUAGGGCAUUCUAUUUCAGCUGACGGAGUGGAAAUAGACCCGAAGAGAAUCGCGACAAUUCAAGCAUGGCACGCGCCGACAAAUUCGACCGAGCUGCAGGGUUUUUUGGGGUUCGUCAACUACGUGCGCCGGUUCGUCCCCGACAUGGCGAAGCUGACUGCCCCACUGACAGACCUGCUGAGGAAGGAGGUUGAGUACACGUGGGGGGAGAAAGAGCAAGCUGCCUUCUCGGCCCUCAAGAAAAUUUUGUGCUCGCCGCCCGUGCUUCACAUCGCCGACCAACACCGCCCGUUCGAACUGGUCACCGACGCAAGCGACAUCGCCGUGGGAGCAGUACUGUUGCAAGACUUUAAGAAUGGCCUUCAGCCAAUCGCGUACGAGUCUAGCAGGCUUCCCCGCCCGAACGCAACUACCCGAUACACGACCGCGAGAUGCUGGCGAUCGUGCACGCGUUCAAGGUGUGGCGAUGCUCUCUCACAAGAGCGGACAUGA
This is a messenger RNA of Closterium sp. Yama58-4, 795 nucleotides long. NCBI's taxonomy places the organism in Eukaryota, Viridiplantae, Streptophyta, Zygnematophyceae, Desmidiales, Closteriaceae. The record is from the annotation of a GenBank genome assembly.